AUUAGUAUUUAUCAAAUCGGCAUUUCGUGUGAUUGGCAGUAGUUGGAUCACUAAACUCUACUAUCGGCAGCAGUCGUACCAGUCACGUGGCCGUGGUCGCUACGGUCGUGCAAUGUGUUGCAUAACAUUCGCUUUGUCUAUGAGCUCACCCCAGCGGCGCUUCGCCUCUAUUCGCGGUAUUACGGUAAAACACCAAACCGACAAGGAAGAGCUGCCGGCUCGCAUCGUGUGUAUCGUGGUAUCGCAGUGGUUCGGUUCAGACAUGUCUUUUCGUAAUAUUUAUAAAGAGGCGCUGGCGGGGUCCAUCACUCUGGGAGUCGUUUUGGUCGCCGGUUAUUUAUUUGGUGAUAGCUGUAAAGACAGACUGACAGGGAAAAAGAAAUUUUCCAGAAUGAGCAUCUCCAAAAGUCACUGUGAGGGAAAAACUGACCCACUGAUUCAGUACGUUCUCAACAACUCCUUGAGGGAGCAUCCGGUCCUGAAGAAACUCCGAUCGGCGACAAUGGACCACUCGUGGAACAGGAUGAUGGUCGCCUGUGAGCAGUCGCAGUUUAUGGCCAAUCUGGCAAAACUUAUCAAAACCAAGAAAGCCAUUGAGAUCGGAGUCUACACGGGUUACAACACGCUGAGCAUCGCACUGGCUUUGGCUGACGAUGGAGUUGUGGUUGCGUGUGACGUCAGUGACGAGUACGCCAACAUCGGCAAACCCUUCUGGAAAGAGGCAGGAGUGGAGCAAAAAAUUGAUUUACGCAUCCAGCCAGCACUUAAAACUCUAGAUGAUCUCUUGUCGGAUGGCCAGGCCGAAACAUUUGACUUUGUCUUCAUCGAUGCAGACAAAGUAAACUAUGACAACUACUACGAAAAGUCUCUGCAGUUGUUGAGGAAAGGGGGAAUCAUCGCUGUCGACAAUGUGCUGUGGGGAGGAAAGGUGUUGAAUCCAACCCCCGGUGAUGAAGACACUGUGGCCAUCGACAAGCUGAACAAGAAGUUGCACCGUGAUGCUCGAAUCAGCCUCAGCAUGCUCACAGUGGGGGAUGGGCUCACACUCGCUUUCAAAUUAUAGAACAGAUAGGAGUCGAGGAUUCAUACGCUUUGGGAUAAUGUACAUCCUUUAAGUUAGGUGAACUUUUAUAUGAUAAGUGGGAUGGUAGCUGAAACAUGUUAUUACCAUCUGGGCUCGGGGUACUACAGGUUGUGGGAUCUCUUGGCAGACAUGGAAUCAAGUGUUCUUAAAUAUGUUUUGAUCGGUGCAUAAUGUACUGUGUGAGGCGAGCGUUUUGAAUUGGAUGGCUCGCCCUACUUGGAAAAGGAGGCAGUCUGUAAUAUCUUUAUUAGUUUUACAGCUACAAGGCAAUGUGCAAAGUUUGAAUGAAAUGCUGAUAAUUCAAUGCAGUUUAUUUUAUAUAGCCAAUGGCACAAAUUAUGUAUUUUGUCUCAGCAGGCUUUACAAUCUACACAAACACCCUGUCCCAGGACCUCAAGAUAAAUUGAUUAAAAAGAAAUGAUCCAUGCCA
Pseudoliparis swirei is the source of this 1514-nucleotide messenger RNA. RefSeq names its product catechol O-methyltransferase domain-containing protein 1-like. Bases 113 to 1063 code for a protein of 316 amino acids. The transcript has 8 exons. Gene Ontology annotation, molecular function: O-methyltransferase activity; S-adenosylmethionine-dependent methyltransferase activity. Lineage: Eukaryota; Metazoa; Chordata; Actinopteri; Perciformes; Liparidae. The record is from RefSeq and is a predicted model, not a curated record.